This is a messenger RNA of Sus scrofa (pig), 1143 nucleotides long. RefSeq names its product protein SSX1. Gene Ontology annotation, biological process: regulation of DNA-templated transcription. NCBI's taxonomy places the organism in Eukaryota, Metazoa, Chordata, Mammalia, Artiodactyla, Suidae. The record is from RefSeq and is a predicted model, not a curated record. Gene Ontology annotation, cellular component: nucleus.
UUUGACCUUGUGACUGGAGAGACUCAGAGUGUGUUACUGCUAGAUCAAACCAUUUCUAGCACCAUGAACAGAGGCAGCUACUUUGCGCAAAGGGCCAGGGAAGAUGCCCAGAAAUCGGAGAAGAAAUCCAAGGCUUUCAAUGAUAUUUCCAAAUACUUCUCUAAGGAAGAAUGGGCAAAGCUGGGAUACUCAGAAAAAAUCACCUAUGUGUAUAUGAAGAGAAACUAUGACACCAUGACUGGUCUAGGUCUCAAGGCCACCCCACCAACCUUCAUGUGUCCUAGGAAACAAACCAUAGAAUCCAGUGGGCAUGAUUCUGAAGAUCAGGAUGAACCUCCUAAGGAGGCUUCCAACUUAAGAGGGAGAAAAUACCUGGAGGUGAUGCCCAAGACGCCCGAAAAGGAAAAAAAUCUUUUGGAGUUAGGACCAACAACAUCUGGCUCAGAGAAGGCUCCGAGCGAGCCAUGCCUCCUGGGAAAAGCGAGUGCCUCUGCUCAGCAGAGUAAGGAAACAUCAGGAUCCGGGAGAAGCAAGAUUAAUGUCUGGACCCACAGACUGCGGGAAAGAAAGUACCCAGUGAUCUAUGAAGAGAUCAGCGAUCCCGAGGAAGAUGACUAACUCUCCUCAGAGAUGUGACAAGUGCCCAUGAUAAGAAGCAGAACCUGGUGGCCUUUCAUGAACAUGGGCAUGGCUGUGAACUCCUGGCCAUCAGGUGUAUAGCGAGUGAAAGAAAGAGUUCACAACAGUGAAAAGUUAAACAUGAUUUGUUUUACUAUGCGCCAAAUGUGCUGUUAGAUUUUAGAGUUGUGUUAAUGAGCAAGAUAUAUGCCCAAGAUGUAUUUCUGUCUGUGUAUCCAUGCAUCUACCUUAAAAAACAAGUAUUGUCAGGUAUACCUUGCACAGAACGGCACUGAUCUCCCUCUCCAGAUGUGACUACCAAGGGCAGUUCUAGAUGUUUGAUCCCAAAUGUUUUUCUCUGCACUUACACACACACAAGAUAGCACUAUGAGCAUCUCUCACCUGCUUUUCCGGGACAAGCAGCAUGUCCUGGACAAGUCUCUCUCACCCUCUUUCCUCUUCAGCAGGUGCCCCAUGCUACAAAGCUCCAUUAUCAAUUUACCCUGCGUCAGAUACUGACAAUGA